AUGAAUUGUAAAAAUAACCAUGAUGAGUUCAUUAAUAUUAAUAAUGAAGAACAAGAACGUGUGAAUAAAAAUUUUAAAAAUAUAGCUUAUUAUUUUUUGACAAUGAUGUUAAUCUUGUUGAGUGCUAUAGCAUUUAUGGUGAAUGUGUUCGAUAAUAAUAGUGAACAGCUUAAUAAUCUCGAACAAAUUAAUUUGAAUGAUAUUAAACAACAGGAAACUGAAUACGAUGAUAAGGGUGACAUUCAGGCAGCUAAUAACCAAGGGUUUUAUAAAAGUCAGGACCUAUGUGUCAGCGAAAGUUGUGACAAUGGUGAUGUUAUCAGUGAACUUGGUAGUAAUGAUUUGAUCAAUAAUGAUGAGGGUGUAACUCAACUUGAAAAUGCGCUUGAAAAAAGAGCUAGGUCUUGGAAAACUAGUUUUGUCGAUGGUACGGUAUCGAUGUUUUCGUUUAUUGUUAGUUCAGCCGAUGCCUUUUACGCUACAGCCUGUACACCAACAUUCUUAGGAGCAUUAGGAGUAGCAAACCCUGCUGGAGCUGGUGCAACACUAGCUGCUUGCGGUUGGUCUGGCGCAGUACUUGCCGUCAUGAACUGGGCAUCUUACGUAGUAAGUAGCCACAAUGACAACGGUGGAUGGAACUGGGAUUCUGAUAGUGCAAGAGAUAAGAGAUCUUUAGACAUAUUAAGUGAAACUUUUGGUUAUUUUGUUAUUUUGGUUGCCUGA
This is a messenger RNA of Debaryomyces tyrocola, 723 nucleotides long. The record is from the annotation of a GenBank genome assembly. Lineage: Eukaryota; Fungi; Ascomycota; Pichiomycetes; Serinales; Debaryomycetaceae.